AUGAACUCGAUGAUUGAUCCAGGAACGUCUGAAUUCCCGAGUUUCAUGUCCGGACAGGUCUGGAUGGUGAUGAGGAUUAAUCUUGAUUGCAAUUCUUGUUGCAGAAAAAUGAGAAGAGUCCUUCUCAAAAUGAAAGAAAUUGAGACACGCUUGAUAGAGAAGCAGGAAUGCAGGGUAAGUGUCUGUGGAAGGUUUAUUCCUGGAGAUGUAGCGAUAAAAAUAAGUAAAAAGAUGAAGCGCAGAGUCGAGAUUCUGGAAAUUCAAGAAUUCAGCAAUAUCGAUGGACAUACAGAACAGAUGCCGCCACACAUUCCAGGCCAUAUCCUAGCACAACAUGCAUAG
Molecule: messenger RNA, 342 nt
Organism: Fraxinus pennsylvanica
Lineage: Eukaryota; Viridiplantae; Streptophyta; Magnoliopsida; Lamiales; Oleaceae
Source: the annotation of a GenBank genome assembly